AAAGCAAAAGAAAUUCAAGUGAACAGUGAGAAAAAAAAAAAAGAAAACAAACUAAAGCUGUAAAACACAAAAUACGAACACACGAAUCCGAUCGAGAGACAAAACACUCCAUAGGCAGCAAAGCAAAGCAAAGAAAAGGAAGAAAAAGUUAACCACGAGUACGCUUUGGUUUGGAACAAGCAGCAGCAAAAGCAAAAGCUUGUGAAUGCUUGUCGAACAGUUGCUGGCACAAUAGGCACAACACACAAGACAUAACAAGGACCAAGCGCACUAAUUGAGGCUUUCUCUCUAGCUCCAAAGCAUUGGCUGCUGCGCUUCGACUUGAGCAACUGCAACAAGUUAAGAAGCCAAAGCAACAACAACAAAUCCACAACAUGUAUCCGGCCAGCGCUAACAGCGGCGCCUCCGCCAAGUUCCAAAAUCGCUGCGCUUCGCCACAGUUUGCCAACUUUGCGCCGCCGCCGCCCUCAGACUAUCCGCCACCCAGCAGCCACCCACUGCAGCAGCAGCAGCAGCAGCAGCAGCAUCAACAGCUGUCACAGACUACGGCCGUAGCGGUGCACAGCGCACCCGGACACGGCUCCAUGCGUCUGCCGCCCGGACAGCAGCGCUCGCUGGGCAGCCACGCUCACGCUCAUGGGCAUGGCCAUGGCCAUGGCUUGGGUCUGGGCAUGGGCAGCUUGGGGCAGGCGCAUGGCGCCGCCACUUUGGGCCAUCAUCAUGCACAUCGCGGCGAUCUGAUCUUUCCCGACGACAUGGACAGCAUUGAGUUCUGCAUGCCCAACUCCAUGGGCGCCUCUGGCGGCUCCCAGCAGAACGGCGAGCUCAUGCUGCUCCAAGGCGCCCAUGGCGAGGCGUUCACGGAGCGCCGUCGACGCGGCCACAGUCGCCGCAGCAAUCACAAAAUGGAAGUCGAGCAGCAGGUGAAGUGGUCACGCAAGAACAUUGCAGCCACCAUGGAACGCUUUGAGCCAACAGCGACGAGCAACACACAGAGCUCAUCGUCGACUUCAUCGCUGGAUUACGGAUUCGCCGCGGGCGUAAUGACGCCCAGCAGCAGCAGUGCCACGCCCUCGCAUGCUGCUGGGCUGAACUCGACGCCAGCAGCGCUGCAUGUGGCAUACAAUGGAGGUGGAGCUACUGGUGGCGCUGUAGGCGGAGCAGCAGCUGCUGCGUCGUCGUCGUCGGCUCCUUCAGCUCCAUUCAAUCAUGUCUACUCCUAUGCCUACUACGAGCCCGGAGCGGCCAAGUGCCACACCAAUGUGCCACCGCAGUCGAAGAGUCCGCCGCGCAACUCGAUACGCGCCCUGCUGGCCAAGAGCUUCCGCUCCAAGUCGUCCUCGCACAGCGGCCAGUCGACCUCGUCCUCGCCCAGCGCCGAGGAGCGCGAUCGUCACACCUACACCACACGCUACGGCACCACCGAGAAUCUGUACGAGGAGGUGAGCGACCAGAAGAUACGCAAAGUGCUCUCCGACAAUCGCAUCGCCACCUCCAGCGUGGGCAAUGUCAAGGAGGAGCUGCGCCGAGUGCAGCACAAUCACUUCCGCGUGCUGGACGAGCUCAAUCUGUCGCUCGAGGCGCUCAUCAUGCCGCCCACGCCGCCCGACAUCAGUCCCAGCCAUGGGGCCAGCAAUGGCGCUGCCGGCGCCGCAGUCGGCGAUGAGGCAGCCCAAGCACAAGAGGCAGCCGCUGCAGUCGUCAGCAGCAGCAUCAGCAGCAGCGCCGCCGCUCCCACUUUGCCCAGCACUGUGCACACCGGAGCCACAGCCAAGACGACUCAACUCAACUCAGCGCAGCGUCCACGUCGCGGCGGCUUGCUGGGCGGCGCCGCUGCCAGCGCCAGCGCCAGCGCCGUCUCCAACUCCAGCUCCGCUUCGCACGCCAGCCUGGAGAAUCUGUCGAGCACGCUGAACAGCAUGGAGCUGAAGGAUCAUGCGCACAGCAGCUGCAUCAAUCCGGAGUUCGAUGAGGGCGAUCUGGACAGCGGCUUCAGUGGCAGCGGCAGCAGCAGCGGCGCCAGCUACAACGAAAGUCUGCGCUACUAUAAAACGGCCACGCCCACCAGCCACCAGCCACAUCAGCAUCAUCAGCAGCACCAUCAGCACCAUCAGCAUCUGCAGCAUCACAGCAGCCAGAGCAGCGGCAGCAAUCAGAGCAACAAUCAUAUGCACACCUUGCCGCAUAAUCUGCGCAGCUGUCGCAGCUCCACAGCCUCCGGCAAUUCCACCUCGAAGAGCAGCAUGGCCAGCUGUGGCGAAGAUCAGGGCAUUGCCGGCAUGGGCAUGGGCAUGGGCAUGGGUAUGAUGGGCAUGGGCAUGGGCAUCUCAGAGCUAUCGCCCUUCAAUUAUCCGCGUCGCUGUUCGGCGGAUCAGCAGCGCGCAUCGGGUCGCUCCACUGCAUCCGCCGCUGCCACUGCUGCUGGCAUGAGCUCCUCAGCUGCUGCUCCUCCUGGCGGCGGCGCUGGCAUGACCGCAGCUCUGGUCAUGAACACUGGCGCGAAACCCAAAAAGAAUUUCUGGACCAUGAAUCCGUGAUGCUACAAAAAGGCGCUACGUCAAAUAUGCAAAAAAGUGAACUUUGUUAUGGAAUAUAAUGCAAAGACUGCCGAAUGCCAUGCCAUACACUAUUAUCAAGAGCCACAACAACAACCGAGCAGCAGCAGCAGCUACGCCC
Molecule: messenger RNA, 2676 nt
Organism: Drosophila busckii
Lineage: Eukaryota; Metazoa; Arthropoda; Insecta; Diptera; Drosophilidae
Product: AF4/FMR2 family member 4
Exons: 7
Coding region: 375-2537 (720 amino acids)
Source: RefSeq, a predicted model, not a curated record